AUGGCCGCCGGGUGGGGACGCGGCGGACGCCUCCUCGUCGCAGCAGCAAGCUUGCAAUGCUUGUGGAGCCUCGCUCUGGGCGCUGUGGACAUCUACGCACUUCUUGUCAAGCGUUCCUUCCGGUCUCCUCGAGCCACCACCAUAUAUUCCAUCGGGGACUGGGUCACAGGCGCGCUGACGUUCGCUGCAGCAAGUGGAUCAGCAGGCAUCACCAUUCUCCUCGACGACGACCUGAUGUUGUGCUCGGAGAACCACUGCCCAAGCUUCAUGGCCGCCACCGCCAUGGCUUUCUUUAGCUGGUUCGCGAUCGCGCCGUCCUGCCUCUUUAACCUCAUGAUGGCGGUCUACAGAGUGCAGAGAGCUUCGUAGUUCGUGGCGCAAGUACCGGGCUGUUUGACCGACCAACUAGGUGGCACAUCUGAUAUAGUUACACAAUGGCACCAUAUUAUCGACAUUUCUGUAGCAAUUAGGGAGUAGCUUUGAUGUUCAGAAGGGUGGCUGUGAAGCUCUGCAUUCUGUUUUCAGCAGCGCGUGAAUGCCUGCCUUCUUAUUAUGUGAGGCUUGGCUGGUGGUUGUGAUCUGGAUUUUGGAGAUGAACUAACUGAUGGGCUACUUGUGUGGAGCUCAAGGCUGCUGA
Aegilops tauschii subsp. strangulata is the source of this 637-nucleotide messenger RNA. Lineage: Eukaryota; Viridiplantae; Streptophyta; Magnoliopsida; Poales; Poaceae. The record is from RefSeq and is a predicted model, not a curated record.